This is a messenger RNA of Centruroides sculpturatus (bark scorpion), 1714 nucleotides long. RefSeq names its product cytochrome P450 4V2-like. The record is from RefSeq and is a predicted model, not a curated record. Gene Ontology annotation, molecular function: heme binding; monooxygenase activity; iron ion binding. Lineage: Eukaryota; Metazoa; Arthropoda; Arachnida; Scorpiones; Buthidae. Bases 1 to 1542 code for a protein of 513 amino acids. The transcript has 12 exons.
AUGUCUUUUGAUACAACAAGCUCCAACACUGGCCUGAUUGCUGACGCCUGCGUCCUCCUAGAACAGAAACUUGAUCUUCUUCAAACGUUAGAAGGAUUUUGCUUGAUAAAUCCAAAGGAAAAAGCGAUAAAAAUUUCUUUCAACGGAAGUAAUUAUUUUCUGUUUUCUCGUCCCGAAACAAUUGAAGAAGUAUUGAAAAGUUAUAAUACGAUUAACAAACAUAGAUUAUAUAAUGGCUUACAUUCUUUAAUCGGAACAGGACUCAUUACUAGUUCAUACAAAAAAUGGAAGGCACGACGGAAGAUGUUAAAUCCUGCAUUUCACUUUCGAAUUCUCGAAGAUUUCCAAGAAAUCUUUUAUAGAAAGUCGGAAACUUUAGUUCAGAAGUUAGAAAAUAAACGUGAAUCCGAGGUGUUUGAUAUAAUUCAAUUAACUUCACGUUGCACUCUGGAUGUAAUUACGGAGUCGGCGAUGGGGAUUCAUGUAAACGCUCAAGAUGAUUCCAACACCGAAUAUGUACAAGCCGUUGAACGUAUUGAUAUGUCACCUUGCCCGAAAGGUAUUCGAGGACACGCCUUUCGAGAAACGGUACUAAGGAAACGAAAAUAUUUCGAAUUUGCUCGUAUCAAUUUCGUAGCCGAUGCCAGCGCUUGUAAUAUAACCGAAAAUCGUUCUAUUAGGUUCUUGUUAACACCGGUUAUCUCUGCAAUAAGAGUGGCAUUCGAAAAGAAUCUUGCCGAAUUACUGUCGUUGGUGUUUCCACCACCUUGCUUGGGAGUAUCCAGAAAAAGAAAAGAAUUAAUCAAACGAAAUCAACACAUGGAUGAUUUUCAAGUAGAAAAAAAUACUUUAGGAAUAAAAAAGAAGAGAGUUUUUCUGGAUUUGCUUCUAUUUCAUCACCUGACAGACAAAACUCUUUCUGAAAAAGAUGUCAAAGAGGAAGUCGACACAUUUAUGAUUGAUGGAUUCCAUACCGUAACCGUGGGUAUCGGAUGGACUUUAUAUCUUUUAGGAUUGCAUCAAGACAUUCAAGAAAAGGUGUUUGAGGAAUUGAAAGGGAUUUUCGCUGAUGAGAAAAAUAGGAUGAUAAAUACAGAAGACUUAAGAAAGAUGAAUUAUUUGGAAUGUGUAAUUAAGGAAUCGAACAGAAUUUAUCCACCUGUUCCAUUAAUUCUGAGAAGAAACGUUUCAGAAAUGAAAGUAGGAGACUUUAUAUUACCACCAAACUCUUCCAUUAUGAUAAAUAUUCACGCACUUCAUCACAAUCCGACCGUCUACGAGAAUCCAGAAAUUUUCCAUCCGGAUCGAUUUCUUCCAGAGAAUUUCCAGAAACGUCAUCCGUACGCAUUUUUACCUUUUUCUGCCGGUCCACGUAAUUGCAUCGGUCAAAAAUUCGCCACGAUGGAGAUGAAGACUGUCCUAGCCAACGUCAUUCGAAAUUUUAGAGUUUAUUCAUUGGAUCCUCGCGACAAGAUGUUCGAAAGUUUAGAUGUCGUUCUGCGACCAAAAUAUGGAAUAAGAAUGUAUAUUAAACGGCGAUGAGGAUUUAAGGCGUUUGCGUGUGACAUUAUCGCUAUUACUUCUGAAAAUUAAAAUGAUUUAAUGGACUGAAUUUUAUGAUGAUAUAAUAGACUUAUAUACGUUGUGUGAAGUUUUUAUUAAUAAUAUAUAAAUAUUGGAAACUCAAUUUCUAAAUUAAAUUAGAGAAUACGAA